Capra hircus (goat) is the source of this 862-nucleotide messenger RNA. It is a transcript of the gene TXNL4A, whose product is annotated as thioredoxin like 4A. Gene Ontology annotation, cellular component: U4/U6 x U5 tri-snRNP complex; U5 snRNP; spliceosomal complex. The record is from RefSeq and is a predicted model, not a curated record. Lineage: Eukaryota; Metazoa; Chordata; Mammalia; Artiodactyla; Bovidae. The transcript is spliced from 5 exons. Gene Ontology annotation, biological process: mRNA splicing, via spliceosome. Bases 411 to 626 code for a protein of 71 amino acids.
GCCGGCGCUCACGCUCUGUGGGCGGGCGGGCUCACUCGCCGGCGCUCACGGCCUGUGGGAGCGCUCCGCGCCCGGAAGGACUGGUGAGCGGGAGGGUCCGGUGUGGGCAGAGACCCGUCGGCUCAAGAUGUCGUACAUGCUCCCGCACCUGCACAAUGGCUGGCAGGUUGAUCAGGCCAUCCUUUCGGAAGAAGACCGCGUGGUCGUCAUUCGAUUUGGGCACGACUGGGACCCUACUUGCAUGAAGAUGGAUGAGGUUCUGUACAGCAUUGCUGAAAAGAAAUGGCAGAUAAUGGGAGAUCUUCCUCAUCUUGUUACGAGCUCUGUUUGGAUACCCCAGCUGUUUUAAAGUUAAAAAUUUUGCAGUUAUUUAUCUUGUGGAUAUUACAGAAGUACCUGACUUCAACAAAAUGUAUGAGUUAUAUGAUCCGUGUACUGUCAUGUUUUUCUUCAGGAACAAGCACAUCAUGAUCGAUCUGGGCACUGGCAACAACAACAAGAUCAACUGGGCCAUGGAGGACAAGCAGGAGAUGAUCGACAUCAUCGAGACGGUGUACCGGGGGGCCCGCAAGGGCCGUGGGCUGGUCGUGUCUCCAAAGGACUACUCCACCAAGUACAGAUACUGAGCCCGGCCCACCCAGUGCACAUCGUGCCCUGGGGUCAUUCUCAUGUGGAAGUAUUUUCAACUAUUUAAAGCCUUUGAGAACGCGUUUGGCAAAGUACACGGAGCUUAAGGAGCUGGAGGAUUCUGCAAUGUGGGUGGCAUUGCCUCGCCUUUCAGUCUGCCUGGUCACUGUGUUUCUGUAUCAGCAAAUAUCUGUACAUAUCUAACUGAAAUAAAUAAAAUACACAGUGAUGGGGA